AUUUGGUCAAUCGGUAGAAUUUCGUGUAGUCCUAUCGCAAUACGUAAUAUUUGAGCGAUUUAUAUUAUUUGGCGACGGAGAUUUUGCAAUCAAGUUGCUGACUAGCUAUGGAUCCAGUUAAAUUAGAAGAAUUGUUCAAACAACAGCUGAAGCUGAUGGAGAUGCUCACUCAGACGCAGAUUUCUUCUCGAGUCUCAUGUACACCAACAAUCCUUCAAUCAGUCGACGGUAUUACCAGUGGUAUUUCAGAGUUUCUUUAUGAUCCUGAUGCCAAUAUUACAUUUGAUACCUGGUUCAGAUGUUAUGAAGAUCUUUUUAAAGUCGACCUUGCUGACAGAGAUGAUUCGUGGAAGAUGCGUCUUCUCCUUCGGAAACUUGGUCCAUCAGAGCUUGAUAAGUAUUACUACUUCAUUCUACCGCAGAACCCACGAGACCGUUCCUUCGAUGCCACUGUUAAAACUCUCAGUCAACUUUUUGGUGACCAUCAUUCACUGUUCAAUACGCGUUAUCGCUGUUUAAAACUGGUCAUGAACGAGUCCGAUGACUUCUUAACCCAUGUUUUCAUUGUCAACCGUGAGUGCGAACGGUUCAAACUCAAAUCCCUUACCGACGACCAAUUCGAAUCCCUCGUAUUCAUAUGUAGUCUUCAGUCACCCGAAUUCUCCGACAUCAGAACUCGAUUGCUGAACCGCCUUGAACAAGAUCCAACGCCGACACUUAAUGCAAUCACCGACGAGUAUCAACGCAUUGUCAACUUGCAGCGUGACACCACUUUGGUCCAAUCUGGGGGCCAGGGUGGUUCCGAAGUUCACGCUAUUCAACGUCAGAACAAAUCUUCGAGAUCGACAACCUAUGGUCCUUCGAAAGCCAGUGCUCCUUCUUUCUCUAGUCACUCCAGACCGGUUCAGAAGAAGCGGUUAAUAAUUUCAACUUUUUCUUUGGCAUCUCUUGGCCGUAGUUGAUUAUAAUGCCUGGUCCAGAUCUCUUGGUUCACUUCAACAUCAUACAUGACGUUACCUUGUCUCUUCGUGAUUUCGCCCUUUAUCCAUCUACCAUAUCCAUGUCUAUAGUCCCGCACAUAC
Schistosoma rodhaini is the source of this 1082-nucleotide messenger RNA. NCBI's taxonomy places the organism in Eukaryota, Metazoa, Platyhelminthes, Trematoda, Strigeidida, Schistosomatidae. The record is from the annotation of a GenBank genome assembly.